Polyodon spathula (Mississippi paddlefish) is the source of this 961-nucleotide messenger RNA. RefSeq names its product myosin regulatory light chain 2, ventricular/cardiac muscle isoform. Gene Ontology annotation, molecular function: calcium ion binding. Gene Ontology annotation, biological process: heart development; muscle cell fate specification; cardiac muscle contraction. Lineage: Eukaryota; Metazoa; Chordata; Actinopteri; Acipenseriformes; Polyodontidae. The record is from RefSeq and is a predicted model, not a curated record. Gene Ontology annotation, cellular component: cytoplasm; myofibril. The transcript has 8 exons. Bases 195 to 644 code for a protein of 149 amino acids.
CAUUGCUGAGCAGCAUUUGAAGUUCCUCUCCUUGUUUCAACAGCCAACUCAGCAAGCCUUAGCGAUGUGCCCACAGCCGGCAUCCCUUUAUCCUGAAGUGUAAUUGAUUGAGGUCUGCUACUACUUGCGGCAAUAGAAGGUCCCCCAAGAAGGCAAAGAAGAGGGCAGAGGGAGCGAAUUCCAAUGUCUUCUCUAUGUUUGAACAAGCACAGAUCCAGGAGUUCAAGGAGGCUUUCACCAUCAUGGAUCAGAACAGAGACGGCUUCAUCGACAAGUCAGACCUCAGGGAUACCUUCGCAGCUCUGGGGCGUGUGAAUGUAAAGCAGGAGGAGAUUGAUGAGAUGUUGAAAGAGGCUCCCGGACCAGUCAACUUCACAGUCUUUUUAACCAUGUUCGGAGAAAAACUGAAAGGUGCGGAUCCAGAGGAGACCAUUCUGAACGCGUUCAAAGUCUUUGACCCCGAGGCUACAGGCAUUCUCAAGAAAGACUACGUCACGGAAAUGCUGACGACACAGGCGGAUAGGUUCUCAGCUGAGGAGAUGGAGCAGAUGUUCGUUGCCUUCCCCCCAGAUGUGGCUGGAAACCUUGACUACAAGAACCUGGUUUACAUCAUCACCCACGGAGAGGACAAGGACCAGGAGUAGAGCUGUCUCUCCAUUCUGUGCCCUGCUCUCUGCUCUCUCAGCUGUGUCUGUUCUGUGAGCGAUGUCUGUUUCCAUUGAGAUCCACCUGCUUCAGUUAGCCCCCCCCCCCAGUCUGCAGUGUGUAGAAUCCCCUUUAUUGUUGCUGCUUACUCUAAUGUCACUCUCUUUAAUGACAUUUACUAUUGUGAUGACCUGUGUCCUGACUCCAUGCUGUUUAACUCCUACAAGAUGAGUGAAUGCUUACUUUGCUGUAUCUGGCAAUUCACAAACAAAUGUGUAAAAUACAUGAAUAAACUUGGCAUUUUUCGUACAUGUCA